Scophthalmus maximus (turbot) is the source of this 3167-nucleotide messenger RNA. It is a transcript of the gene nae1, whose product is annotated as nedd8 activating enzyme E1 subunit 1. Gene Ontology annotation, molecular function: ubiquitin activating enzyme activity; NEDD8 activating enzyme activity. Gene Ontology annotation, cellular component: cytoplasm; nucleus. Gene Ontology annotation, biological process: ubiquitin-dependent protein catabolic process; protein neddylation; protein ubiquitination. Lineage: Eukaryota; Metazoa; Chordata; Actinopteri; Pleuronectiformes; Scophthalmidae. The coding region runs from base 69 to 1670 and encodes 533 amino acids. The transcript is spliced from 20 exons. The record is from RefSeq and is a predicted model, not a curated record.
CUUGUGUCGAAUCUGGUGUUGGGGAAGUUAAAACGAGCCCGUAGACAGACACCAGUCGUAAAGAAACCAUGGCAGCCACCCAAGCCUCCAAAGAGCAGAAAUACGACAGGCAGCUCAGACUGUGGGGGGACCAUGGCCAGGAGACGCUGGAGAACGCUCAUGUGUGUCUCGUCAACGCCACAGCAACUGGAACAGAGAUACUGAAGAACCUGGUGCUUCCAGGUAUUGGAGCGUUCACCAUAGUUGAUGGACACACGGUGUCUGGGGAAGAUGUUGGAAACAACUUUUUCCUCAGCAACAACAGCAUUGGGAAGAACAGAGCACAGGCUGCCACGGAGUUACUACAAGAAAUGAACAGUGACGUCUCUGGAAACUUUGUUGAGGAGAGUCCAGACAAACUUCUAGACAACGAUCCAGAGUUCUUCCACAGGUUCACCAUAGUCAUUGGUGUCCAUUUGCCAGAAAGCACGUGUAUGAGGCUCGGCUCAGUUCUGUGGAGUGCAUCGGUACCUUUCCUCGUCUGUAAAACCUAUGGCCUCAUCGGCUACAUGAGACUAGUCGUGCAGGAGCAUACAGUGAUUGAAUCUCAUCCAGACAAUGCCUUGGAGGACCUGAGGUUAGACCAGCCUUUUAGCGAAUUCAAGAACCACAUUCAGUCGUACGACCUUGACAGUAUGGACAAGAAGGAUCACAGUCACACACCGUGGAUUAUCAUUGUUGCUAAAUAUCUGGAGAAAUGGCUCAGUGAGCACAACUGUCAGGCACCGAAGAAUUACAAGGAGAAAGAGGCGUUCAGACAAAUAAUUCGGGAAGGAGUUCGUAAGAACGAGAAUGGAGUCCCAGAGGAUGAGGAAAACUUUGAAGAAGCUGUUAAGAACGUCAAUACUGCUUUAAAUCCAACCAAGGUUCCUACUGCUCUUGAAGACCUCUUCAAUAGUGAGCAGUGUAACAACAUCACAUCACAGACCCCGGCCUUCUGGGUGAUGCUGCGAGCUGUCAAAGAGUUUGUCCACAAUGAAGGCAGUGGAAGCCUGCCUGUGCGGGGAACCAUCCCAGACAUGAUUGCAGACUCUCAGAAGUUCAUCAGCCUUCAAAAUAUUUACAGAGAAAAGGCCAUGCAGGACACAGCAGCUGUUUCUAAGCACGUUGAACGUCUAUUGCAGUCUGUUGGAAAGCCCCCAGAGAGCAUCUCUGAAAAAGACAUCAAACUUUUGUGUAAGAACGCAUCCUUUCUGAGGGUGGUGCGCUGCCGAUCUCUGGCUGAAGAAUACAGCGUUGAUUCAGUAAAUAAAGAUGAAAUCACCUCGUGCAUGGACAGUCCAGAUAGCGAGAUGGUCUUCUACCUCAUGCUCCGAGCUGUUGAUCGCUUCUAUCAACAGCACUCCCGCUACCCAGGAGUUUACAACUACCAAGUCGAGGAAGACAUCAGCAAACUGAAACUCUGUGUGAACAGCCUCCUGCAGGAAUACAGCCUCAAUGUCAACAUCAAAGACGACUACAUCCAUGAGUUCUGCAGAUAUGGAGCAGCAGAGCCACACACGGUUGCAGCAUUUUUGGGAGGAUCAGCUGCUCAAGAGGCCAUCAAGAUCAUCAGCCACCAGUUUGUGCCCUUCAGCAACACAUUCAUUUAUAACGCAAUGUCACAGACCUCUGCCACCCUGCAUUUGUGAAUUAUUGACACUUUUUCUGACAGAAAUAUCAGAGGAAACUGGGAGGAGAAUGAUUAAUAAAUGAGAAAGUGAACACGUUAAUUUAAAACCUGUGUAGUAUUUUAGUCUGUCAAACUACAAGUUUAUGGAUGAUAAAUUGCGGGACUUUUGGUUAAGAAUUAUUUAACAAAAUAAAAACAUAACAUAUAUAUAAUUUUGUCUGUGGAGAUUGUCAUUCAUCCAGGUCAUAGUUAUCUUUAGGGCGUUGAAUCAGGUGGACAUUGUUGUAGAUUCUUUAAACCAAGAAACUAAGAAUCUACAACAAAGUCCAUCUGCUGCUGAAUAUAUCAUUUUUAACUCGUAUAUUGCUAUAAAAUAUUACAAUUUUUAACCCCAUUUGUUUGCUUUUAAAUCAAAGGUGACAUCCAAUUUACAUUGAGAUAAAAUGCUAACUAUCGAACUUUCCCCCACUGUUCAAAUACAGUCAGUUGUUAACUGUUCAAUAGAUGAAACAAAGAUAACACAGAAUAAAUGUUGUCUGACAAAUGUGAGCUUCUCGAUAAGCCUGUAACCCGUACGACCAGGUUCAGGUUUUUUGGGGGGUGAGUUGAGGACUUUUACUUUAUCAAACACCAGAGGGCACUCUUCCGUGUUUUGCCAUUCAUAGGUUAACUGUAACUCAAACUGUAGUUAUAUGAAGUAUAUUUUAAAACUUGCCCAGUGACUUAUUCCCUGAAUGCUGGCAGUUGGACACGGACGUGAAUUUGUGAUGUGUUCAGUUGUAGGGUGUUAGCAAAAUACUCGCAGUGUUCAUCAUUAACCAAUAUGUCGGUAUGAGACUCAUGGUGUCCGAGGCGGGUGUGAUGUAACAAACGAGCACAGGACCCCUGUUUGAGAAUUAUGUUGUGAGGGUCAAUGUGAUGUAAGUGUUGGGCAGGGUGAAGAUUUUCAUUUGUUGUCUCUUCCCAGACUUGGCAGAAUGGGGGGAAAUAUGCCCUCAGCAGAUGUUUUCCUUGUAAGACUCAGUCUAUGACCCCCCCCCUCCUCCCCGGCCAGCUCCCCUCACAGAUAUCUGUCCCAUAUCCUCACACAAACACACACUCGCCCUCUUGUCUGAAGAGGGGGUAGAGCGGGCUGCCAACAAGUACUCUGGCCAUUUCCUAAAUGAAGAUUUUGACCGCUGCCUCUUAGAGAUUAUCAUGUCUCCAUCCAUCCACCCACUAAUUCUUAAGAUUAUCAUAUUUGCAGUGCCAGGUUUAUUCGUCCAGACCAGACAGUUUUCUCUUUUUAUUUUUUUGAUAGAGACACGUUGGUCUGGGGGGAAAAAAGCUUAGGCUCAGUUGAAUUCUGUCCCUAAGGUCAUCAGAGGUUGUUCAAAUUCCUACCUCUCUACUCGUUACCCGUCUGGUUUUAUUAGCAGAUAUAAGCUGGUUUAACAUGAAAACAUGCUCAUGCAGGCUCACGUUAUUGUUGUUAUUCUUAACUAUCUAAUUAAAAUAUCAAGAUGUUCAAUCCCUA